AUGCCUAGAAAAGAGAAGAAGGGAAAGACAAGAAAGGAUGUCCAUUAUUAUAUGGCCAAGGAAUACGGUUACCGUUCUAGAGCCUGUUUCAAAUUGAUUUAGAUUAAUAAAAAAUAUGGUUUUUUAGAAAAGGCUAAUGCCGUUAUUGAUCUCUGUGCUGCUCCUGGUGGUUGGUUAUAAGUUGCUGCUAAAUUUUGUCCUGUUACUUGUACAAAAAUAGGUCUCGAUCUUGUUCCUAUUAAGCCUAUUCCAGGAGUUAAAACCUACGUUUAAGAUAUUACCGCACCUGUUACCUAUUAAUUGCUUAAAAGAGAAUUAAAGGGAGGUAAAGCAGAUGUUGUACUUAACGAUGGUGCCCCUAACGUCGGUGCUAACUGGUAAAAAGAUGCCUUCAAUUAAAUUGAACUUACAUUAGCUGCACUUAAACUUGCAGUCAACUUCUUAAGAAGAGGUGGUACUUUUGUUACUAAAGUUUUUAGAUCUAAGGAUUACAAUGCUCUUAUUUGGGUUUGCAACAAGUUCUUUAGAAAGAUAGAAGCCAAUAAACCUAAGGCUUCUCGUUUCACUUCUGCAGAAAUUUUUAUUGUCUGUACUGAUUUCAUUGAUCCAGAUUUUAUUGAUGAUAAACUUUUCGAUGCUAAGUAUAUCUUCAAGGAUACUGAAGAUGAUUAUUAUACAUAACAAGUUGAACAUGAAGUUAAUUCUAUUGAUAAAAUUAUGGCAAAGAGAAGAAAGAGAGUUGGUUAUGGUGACGAUGUUAAACAAACUGUUUUCCAACCAAUAACAUUUGAAGAAUUUGUUAAUAUAGAUAAUCCUUUUGCAGUUUUCUUGACUCAUAAUUCUAUUUCCUUCCCUAAAGACUAGUUAGAAAAAUAUAUUCCCAUGACAGAUCCCCCUAAAGACUGGGAAAUAAUAUGCGAAGAUAUUUUAGUUAUUGGUAAAAGAGAAAUAGCUUAACUUAUUAAAUGGAGAAAUAAAAUUUUGCAUAUCUAAAGAAAAAAUAAAGAAUAAGAAAAAAAAAAUAAGCUGAAAGCUAUCACUGACGGAGAUCAAUAAGGUGAUGAAAAAUAAGAUUAAGAGUAAUCUAGUGAAAUGGAUGUUGAAGAAAAUGAAGAAGAUUGGGAAGAUGAAAAAGGUAAUAGUGAAGAAGAAGAAGAUGAUGAUGAAGAAGAAGAAGAUGAUGAUGAGGAAGAAGACGAAGAAGAAGAAGAUGUAGACGAAGAUGUCGAAGAAGGUGAUGAUGAAAAAGAAGAUGAUGAAGAAGAAGAAUAAGAAAAUAAAGAAGAUGUUGAUGAAUAAUUAGCAAAAGAAAUUAGAGAAGACCAAAAGAAAUAAUUAAAGAAAUAGAGAAAAUAAAAAGAAAAAUUAUUAAAGGGUAUCGCAAAGAAAGCUAUCGGUGUUGAGUUUGCAAACGAUAUUGUUGAUGAAGAAUUGUACAACAUGAAUUAACACAAGGAAGUCAUGAAUAUGGAAUAUGUUGAAAUGUCCGAUGAAGAUAAUAAGACAAAAGAAAAAAUCCCUAAUAAGAUUUCAUUCAAGAAUAGUAAAGAAUUAGAAUAAAAUUUAGAAGCUAUGUAUGAAUAAAAGUAAUUGAGAUAGUAAAUUUCUAAGAAGAAGAAAGCUAAUAAGGAUGAAGCAUAAAUGGAUGAUAGCAAGAUUUAGGUUUAAUCUCUUAAUGAAAAUAAAUUUAAAAAUCCUCAUCUCAAAGAAAAUGAAGAAAUGCUCGAAAGCGGUAUUAAGAGAAGAAAGUGGUUUGAUAAGGGAGUAUUCAAUGAUGAUUUUUCUGAUGAUUCUAGCAUGUAAAGUGAAGAUGCAGGUGAAUUAGAUGUUCCUGAUGAUUCUGAAAUCGAUAAUGAUUCUCUUUAUGAUGAAGAAGAUAAAUCUAAGAAUAAAGGUUUCAUUAAUCCUUUGAAAAAAUCUCAUUUAUCUUCAAGAUAAAAUGGGGACGACGAUGAUGAUGAAGAAUUUAACUUUGGAAGUGAAGAUGAACAAGAUGAUGAUUAAAAUAAUGGAUACAUUGAUAUGUAUGAUGAUACUAUUUACAUCGGUAAGAGACCCAAGAGUGCUCACGAUGAUAUUGAUCCUAAUGAAAAAGUACCAGGAGAACUUUCAGAUGAUGAUGCAUAUAUUAUUUAAGUACCUAAAUCUGAUAUGGAAAAAAGAAGAAGAGCUAUGAAGAGAGCUGAAAAGAAAAAAUUGAAAAAGGAAGAAAACCCAUAAGUGAAAGAUGAUGGUUUUGAAAUUGUCCCUAAAUAAGAAGAUUACGAUAUUGAUAAUUUAGCAGAAACAUUAGCUUUAGCAAAGAAAAUGCAAAGAAAAAGAGCAAGAGAAGAUAUUAUUGACUCUACUUAUUCUCGUUAUGCCUUUGAAGACCAAGAUAAUCUCCCUACAUGGUUUAUCGAAGAUGAAAAGCAACACAACUUUAAGCAUCUCCCAAUUACUAAGGAAGAAAUAUAAGCUGAAAAAGAAAGAUUGAUGGCUAUUAAUAGAAGAGCUCCUAAAAAGAUUAUAGAAGCUAAGAUCAGAAACUAUAAAAGAAUGGAAAAGAAGAUGAAGAAGGCUAAGAAUAAAGCAAACUAAAUUAUGGAGACUGAAGGUAUUUCUGAAUAAAUGAAAAUAAAAUAAGUUAAAAGUCUAUACGCUAAAGAAAAAAGAGGACUUAAGUAAGAAAAGAAAUAUAUAGUUGGUAAAAAAGGUACUGCUCCUGGUAAGAAUUCUAGAUUUGUCAAACACGUUGAUAAUAGAUUAAAAAAAGAUAGAAAGGCUCUUUCCAGAUUGUAUACAAAUAAAGGAUCUAGAAAAAGACAAGUUAAGCGUCAUAAAGGAAAGAAAUAAAAAAGUUGA
This is a messenger RNA of Tetrahymena thermophila SB210, 2844 nucleotides long. Its product is annotated as FtsJ-like methyltransferase family protein. The record is from RefSeq and is a predicted model, not a curated record. The transcript has 8 exons. Gene Ontology annotation, molecular function: rRNA (uridine-2'-O-ribose)-methyltransferase activity; rRNA (guanine) methyltransferase activity. Gene Ontology annotation, cellular component: nucleus; nucleolus; preribosome, large subunit precursor. Gene Ontology annotation, biological process: rRNA methylation; maturation of 5.8S rRNA from tricistronic rRNA transcript (SSU-rRNA, 5.8S rRNA, LSU-rRNA); maturation of LSU-rRNA from tricistronic rRNA transcript (SSU-rRNA, 5.8S rRNA, LSU-rRNA). NCBI's taxonomy places the organism in Eukaryota, Ciliophora, Oligohymenophorea, Hymenostomatida, Tetrahymenidae.